AUGACUUCUACGGUGGACCCGGAUGUGCCCCAGCGCGAUGUCGAUCCACUGAAAUUCAAGAGUUGGAGGGAGAGUGAGAGUUCAGAGAUGAACGAAAAUAAAAAGCGGUUCCUCAAAGUUCUGGAUCCUGACGACCCCCUCAUGAGGAGAUUUCAAGACGCUUUGAGGAGUCAUCUGCUUCGAGUUGAGGAGAGAUUGUCUGCGGAGAUUGCUGAACUCAAUGAUCCCCGAUUGAAAACCUCGCAAUCUACAUUAAUUUCACAGCAAGCGGCGAAUAAAGAAGCGUCAAGAAAGCGCGAGGAAAAAGGAAUGGAGAUGUACGAAGCCCAGCGAGAAAUAUCUCGUCAGCAAACUUCAAUAGAAAAAUACGCGAUCUCCUUGGAAGACUUGAAGAACUCCCGAGAAGAAAAACAGCACCGACUCAAAGAGAAAAAGGAGCUGCGUAACAAAACCCGUCAAGAGGCGGAUGAGGAGCGCCGGAGAGUCGAAGAGUUAUCGAGGGAGAUGGAGAGUUUAUCCUCCCGAUGCAAACGCUUCGAGGAGUUCGAGGAGGAGGUGUCGCACCACUUGACCAUCGCGAAGAGAAUGUCCGAGAAGGAUGCGAGCGUGCAGAGAGAGCUGAUUCGCCAGAAGCAGCAGGAGGACUAUCUUCUCCUGAAGUUGAGCGAGGAGAUUUGGAAAUUGGAGAGGGAGAUUGAGGAUCUGCGGAGGCAACAGGAGGCCAAGAGCCAGGAUAAAAUAGUGGUUGGACAGACCAUUUCAGAUGCCGACGCUGAUCUUGGGGCUCUGCAGAGAGAGAGGAAGGGACUUCUGACGGCUUGGAAUCGAGUUGUGGCGAAUAUUCUGCAGAGGGAUAAGAUUACUGAGGAAUUAUCGGCGGAGAGGAGUAAAAUACGAGAGUCGUUCAAGACCCUUCAAGUUCGAAUCGAGAAGACUAAGAAAGAUACCGCGAGAGAGAUGGAGACCAACGAGAAAUUAACGGGGCUGCAGACUAGAUUGGAAGAGGACAUCAGAUGUAAUCAGUCGGCUAUGGGAAUGGAAAAGGAUAAGGCCGAUGUUUUGGAGUACAAAACACUUGACGUUGCGAAAAUGCUCGAGAAAACCGAGGCCGAUUACGACGCAGCGUCUUUCGAAUUUCAAGAACUCAAAAAUGAAGAAAGGAGUCUGGAUAAAGAGCUGGAGACACUGGGCAACGAGAAGACCGCUAUCGAGGAGGAACUUAUAACGAAAUUGAGCGAUAAAGUUACGCAUGACAAGACUGCUGUGUAUCUCAAUAAAAUCGUACGCGAAGCGAAGGAAACGGUCAAUCAAUUCGAGCUGACAAUGCUGCAAACUGAGAACCAUUAUGGGAGAAAUUUGUUGGAGUUGGAGAAAAUGAAGAAUUUUGUUGCAACUGAGAAGGAGGAUUUGGAAGAGCUGAGUAAGGGGAAUAUCCUCAAGGAGAAGGAGUUGAAUAAAUUGAAAAUGCAGAUAGAGAGGUCCGAGUUGAGCAUCGAGAAGAAACAGAAGAAAAUAGCGGAUUUGAAUAGAGAUAUUGCGGAGAUAACCAGAUCAGGCGGAGCACUAGACAUGACCACCCAGGACCUAAAGAUCGCCUCCCUCGAGAAAAGGAUCGAGGAGCUGGACUUGAAAAACCAAGAGUCCCAGAAAUACUGGUUGCGUCAAGAAGGAAACAUGGUGAAUCUCAGUCAAGAGAGAAACACGCAGCUCCAAGAGCUCAGCCGAUUGAGCAGGCAAAUAACGAUAAUGGAGCAGAAAAACCUGAAGCUGGAGUACGCACUGGAGAAGGAGAAGAAGGACGAGGAUAAAAUCGAUAGGCGAAUGAAGGAGCUCCGCCAGAGAUUGCUGAGAACCAACAGCCUCUUAGCCGAGAGAAAAGAACUGCGGAACAAUCUCCUGGAUAAAAAUUUCAUCACUCAGGAUGAAUACGUGAAAACCCUGAAGGAGGCUGAAGUUGAAUUAGUCAGGCUCCAGACUGAGAUAAAGGAGCUGAAGGAGGAGAAGGUGACGCUCGAGGAGAGACUCUGUGACGCUCAUCGCGAGUAUUUUUCUUGGGAGAAGAAAAUGAAAUUGGCUGUGGAGACGUCCAGGGUUAUCAAGGAGGAACGAAAUACUGGGGGGGAUAUUGCGAUUAUGAAGAGUGAGAUCCACAAGAUGGAGAUGAGGCUGUCCCAUCUGAGAAAGGUGCAGGAAAAAAUGAUCAGGGAUAUGGAGUACUGCAUUGCCAGGAGGGAAGUUAUCAUCGAUGGGGCUUUGGCGAGGGAGAAGAAGAAUCCGAAGGGAAUUCAUAAUAAGAGGGUGAUGAUGCAGAAGAGGAUGGACGAUCGAAGAAUGAAGAUUAAACAAGUGAUCAAAGACACUAAGACCAUGGAGAACACUCUUGGAGAUAUAAAAACAGCUCGAGCAAAGCUUCAAGCAGAAAUCGACGAGAAGCGAACGCUUCUCAAGUCUUAUCAGGACGCAAUUCCUGACAUUGAUCGACAGAUUUCUGAGGGGGAACUCUUAAAACACCAUAAACUCGAAUGUUUAGUUAGGAAGCAAAGAAAAGUGCGAAUGCUCCAAAAAGUUCGCGAUGGGCAAUACAAAAUGCUCUUCAAAUCCGAGACGGCAUUGAACGAUGAACUAGAGAAACAGAGGGCCACGAAUAUUCAGUUGUCAGAAAUAAUGGAGGAAACCAAUCGAGAUUUUCCCCACCUGAAGGAGGACAUCAGGAAAAUUAUCUUAACAAUUCAAGCCUCAUGAUUUUUGUAACACGUUUAAUUACUCAAAAUAAAUUACAAUUUAACAUAGAA
Molecule: messenger RNA, 2792 nt
Organism: Diachasma alloeum
Lineage: Eukaryota; Metazoa; Arthropoda; Insecta; Hymenoptera; Braconidae
Gene: l(2)41Ab
Product: coiled-coil domain-containing protein 40
Exons: 7
Coding region: 1-2742 (913 amino acids)
Biological process (GO): axoneme assembly
Cellular component (GO): cytoplasm
Source: RefSeq, a predicted model, not a curated record